AUGUUUAACCUAUUCUACUUCUUUUUCUGCGCUCUUGUUAUCUCUACGUUUGCUGCUCCAAUGACUGACUCUCUCAUUAUGAACAUUUUCACAACAGAAGAGGAAGCAAAUGCGGAGCUAAGAGCUGCUGGAAUGACUCAAGCAAGUAUCGACGGACUGGAUGCAUUGGCCAAAAGAUUCUCUUCCGAAUUCCCAUUGGUUAAAUCCGAUAAAGAAGCAACCGAUAGUUAUAUUUCCAAAUAUAGAACUGAUGCUGAGAAAUUUAUCAAAUCCAUGCCUGAAAACGACCAAACCAUCUACAACAACUAUUUGAAGAAACAUGAACUCGCUUAA
This is a messenger RNA of Caenorhabditis briggsae, 333 nucleotides long. The transcript is spliced from 2 exons. The coding region runs from base 1 to 333 and encodes 110 amino acids. NCBI's taxonomy places the organism in Eukaryota, Metazoa, Nematoda, Chromadorea, Rhabditida, Rhabditidae. The record is from RefSeq and is a predicted model, not a curated record.